AUGGGAUUUCAUUGUCCGACAAAGCAGCGGCGUCGUCGACGGUCGUUCCUUGAAUCCCUCUUCUCCAUUUUCAUCUCAAGAGAGUCCAACAUGUCUACUAACAAGGGAGAAGGUCGGCGAGAAGAUGCUCUCGUCAAACAGCGCACCCAGAUGCGUGAGGAAUUUGAAAGGCAGAAACAAUCCCUCAUCAAUGAAACCGAGAAAGCGCGGCCUUCAUCAAAUCGUUUCGUGGGGCAAAAUGAUUCCAUGGAGGAAUCGUUGAAGAACAGUACCGUUGGUCUUGUUCGCUUGGAGGAUUUCCAGCAAAGGAGAAAGGAGUUGGAGGAGGCGAAGGCUAGAGAAGCAGCACGGUCAAAUGAACUAAAAGACGACGCAAAGAAGGCCAAGAAGCGUAAGAAAACCGCCCGAGCUACCUUGUCUUUUGCUCUCGACGACGAGGCCGAAGCAUUUGGGGACGCCUCUGGUGAUUUGAAGGGAGGCAGCCCUACCCGGGACGAACAAGACGACGACCCGCCGGCCAAACGAAGCAAGUUAAAGAAGAAUCCGAACGUCGACACGUCGUUCCUCCCAGACAGAGAGCGAGAGGAGGCCGAACGCAAGGAAAGAGAGAGACUCCGGCUGGAAUGGCUCACGAAACAGGAACAGAUCAAGAAAGAGGACAUAGAAAUUGUCUACUCUUACUGGGACGGCAGCGGCCAUAGAAGGAGUGUCACGUGCAAGAAAGGCGAUGAUAUUGCCACCUUCCUGGAGAAGUGCCGCGCGCAAUUUCCUGAGCUUCGGGGAGUCAGUGUUGACAAUUUAAUGUAUGUUAAGGAGGACUUGAUAAUACCCCAUCAUUAUACUUUCUAUGAUUUCAUUGUCAACAAAGCACGAGGCAAAUCUGGUCCUUUAUUCAACUUCGACGUCCAUGAUGACGUGCGUUUGCUUGCGGACGCUACGAAAGAGAAAGACGAGUCGCACGCUGGCAAGGUCGUUGAAAGGAGCUAUUAUCAGCGAAACAAGCAUAUAUUUCCUGCUUCGCGCUGGGAGGUUUUCGACCAAGAGAAGAAUUACGGGAAAUAUACCAUCGCAUGA
This is a messenger RNA of Cyclocybe aegerita, 1074 nucleotides long. The record is from the annotation of a GenBank genome assembly. NCBI's taxonomy places the organism in Eukaryota, Fungi, Basidiomycota, Agaricomycetes, Agaricales, Hemipholiotaceae.